GUGAGCUGGCCAAGUCCUCCUGAGCAAGCGAGUGGCGGCUGGCCCGGCCGGCCUGGGCUUGGUCCUCCUCCAAGACUCGCCCGGCAGGAGGGCGGGUGCACCCGGGGAGGCUAUAAGGGCUUCUCCUCCACCCUGCCAGGCUCACUCGCCUGCUCACAGCCCCCGCCUGCCGCAGCCCCCACAGAGCCCACCGCGCCCCCCACGUCCCCCACACCAGCACCCAGCCAUGGAGGCCAUCAAGAAGAAAAUGCAGAUGCUGAAGUUGGACAAGGAGAAUGCCAUCGACCGAGCAGAGCAGGCCGAGGCGGAUAAGAAAGCCGCCGAGGACAAGUGCAAGCAGGUGGAGGAAGAGCUGACGCACCUCCAGAAGAAACUAAAAGGGACCGAGGACGAGCUGGACAAAUAUUCCGAGGAUCUGAAGGACGCUCAGGAGAAGCUGGAGCUCACGGAGAAGAAAGCCUCCGACGCUGAAGGUGAUGUGGCUGCCCUUAACCGACGCAUCCAGCUCGUUGAGGAGGAGCUGGACAGGGCUCAGGAACGACUGGCCACAGCCCUGCAGAAGCUGGAGGAGGCGGAAAAGGCCGCAGAUGAGAGUGAGAGAGGAAUGAAGGUGAUAGAAAACCGGGCCAUGAAGGAUGAGGAGAAGAUGGAGAUUCAGGAGAUGCAGCUCAAAGAGGCCAAGCACAUUGCAGAAGAGGCUGACCGCAAAUACGAGGAGGUAGCUCGGAAGCUGGUCAUCCUAGAGGGUGAGCUGGAGAGGGCAGAGGAGCGUGCAGAGGUGUCUGAACUAAAAUGUGGCGACCUGGAAGAAGAACUAAAGAAUGUUACUAACAAUCUGAAGUCGCUGGAGGCCGCAUCUGAAAAGUAUUCUGAAAAGGAAGACAAAUAUGAAGAAGAAAUUAAACUUCUGUCUGACAAACUGAAAGAGGCUGAGACCCGUGCCGAAUUUGCAGAGAGAACAGUGGCAAAACUGGAAAAGACCAUUGAUGACCUGGAAGAGAAACUUGCCCAGGCCAAAGAAGAGAACGUGGGCUUACAUCAGACACUGGAUCAGACACUAAAUGAACUUAACUGUAUAUAAUCAAAACAGAAGAGUCUUGUUCCACCAGAAACUCCGGAGCUCCGUGGGUCUUUCUCUUCUCUUGUAAGAAGUUCCUUUUGUUAUUGCCAUCUUCGCUUUGCUGGAUAUGUCAAGCAAAUUAUGAAUACAUGACCAAAUAUUUUGUAUCGGAGAAGCUUUGAGCACCAGUUAAAUCUCAUUCCUUUCCUUUUUCUUCCCCCCCAAAUGGCACCAGCUUUUUCAGCUCUCUUAUUUUUUCCUUAAGUUGCAUUUAUUCCUAAGGUAGGCAGGGUAUUUCCUAGUAAGCAUACUUUCUUAAAACGGAGGGCAUUUGGUUCCUGGGAGAAUAGGCAGCCCCACACUUUGAAGAACGCAGACCCCAGUAUCUAGUGGAUCUAUUUAAAAUGCUGAAGAACAUAACCUUUUGAGUCAAGGUUGGUCGAACUAUAGGAGAGAACAGGGACCAUCACAUGGGUGGGGUUUUCCAUCCAGAGCCAAUAAACGGGGUGGGCCGGGGGCGGGCAUUGUGGGAAGUCAUAACCCAUGGAUAGAUUAACCUAAGAAUCCUGGCCCUUCUCUACACUCCACCAUGCAGAACAAACAUCCUCUCAAGCAGUCAAUGUAGAAUGCUUGGGAAAUGGUUGUAAUUACCCACAUAUUUUCUGCCUUUUUUUUUUUUUGUCUUUUUUUUUUUUUCCAUUUUGUGGAGAAUGGGGUCUCACUAUAUUGCCCAGGCAGGUCUCAAACUCCUGGGCUCAAGCUAUCCUCCCACCUCUGCCUCCCUAAGAGCUGGGAUUACAGGCAUGAACCACCGCACCCAGCACCCACAUAUUUUCUGGAUAGAUCCGUGAUGUUAUGUUCUGCAUAUUUCCUUCAUUCUAAAGUUGUUCUCCGGCAGGCUAUUGUGGCCCACGCCUGUAAUCCCAACAUUUUGGGAGGCCAAGGCGGGCAGAUCACUUGAGGUCAGGAGUUCAAGACCAACCCGGCCAACAUGGUGAAACCCCGUCUCUACUAAAAUUACAAAAAUUAUGAUGGCACCUGCCUGUAGUCUCAGCUACUCCAGGAGACACAGGCAGGAGGAUCCCUUGAACCCAGAAAGUGGAGGUUGCAGUGAGCCGAGAUCAUGGCACUGCACUCCAGCCCGGGCAACAGAGAGAGACUCCAUCUCAAGAAAAAAUAAAAAUAAAGUUGUUCUCUGAGGAACAAAUGUCUCAUUCCAAUAAUGACCCAUCCACUCAGCAGGAAUAUGGUGGAUUUCAGUCCAGUUCAGGUCAGCCAUAUCCAAGAGACUACAAGUCAUUAAUAAGUUGAGCAGAAGAGUUUUUUUUUCUUUCUCUUAGCAGAAAGGGCCUCUCUGGCAGCAGGGAUUAAAAACUGGCCCAACUUCAUUUCCAUACUUCAGGGAAUAGCAAACUGAAGAUUUACUUAUCUAGGACUUGAAUUCCUUCUUUGGGACCAUGUUAAUAAAAGACCAAGAAAUUCCUGAUUAAACUGGAUAAUGGAGGAUUUUGUAGACAGGGCUGCACACAUUGGCUUUGUUUUACUUCUGUUUUCUCAGUUAACAUCUCAGAGCUGGAACAUUCCAUAUUCCCCAGCAGCGUGUCAGGGCCAACUAAAGUUUACAAUUCUGACUAAAAAUCACCCUGCUUCUGGCUUAUUUGAAUCCCCUCUCCGCCCCGCCCCACCACCCCGCUCCUAUUUAUUCAGCACCACACUACCCAGGAAAUACACUAGCCAAAUUGUGCAAUUGAAUGAAAUCCACACUCUUCUUUAGAUUCUUUCAACUGUAUCAUAUGUAAUAGUAUCACUUUUCUACAUUUUGGUCAAAUAAAUUUUUACAUAAACUACA
Molecule: messenger RNA, 2909 nt
Organism: Callithrix jacchus (white-tufted-ear marmoset)
Lineage: Eukaryota; Metazoa; Chordata; Mammalia; Primates; Cebidae
Gene: TPM4
Product: tropomyosin 4
Source: RefSeq, a predicted model, not a curated record